GUUUGGCCACGUUCAGUGUGUGUCGCAGUGUUGAGUGCAUGCAGCUCAGCAUGGACUACAGACACAACUUUUGAAUUGAAGUGGACAAUUUACUUUUUAUCCUGAAGAAAUCUGCUCAUUUAGUUACCAAUAAAUAUGGAGAAGGAUUUCCCGGCAUCUCCAAAAGCUGUGAACACCCAGGGGUCAUUCCCUGCCGUUGAGGGACCCUCUCUUCCAUCCACCAAACAGAAUCCUCCUUCACUAAUCUCUGCUCCUUCUUACCCCGCCAAAUCUCCAACCUCAACAGAGACCACUACAGAACCAAGAAAAUUAUCUAAUUCUUCUCAAACAUCUGCUCACACAAUCUCUAAAUUGAUGGAUACCCCUGCUUCUGUAGAGGGGUCAAAGCCCUUAAGUCCUGCUGCGCCCAGUAAACCCACAUCCACUGAACCCUCCUCUCCUCCUCCAAACAAAACACCCCUUGUUACUUCUCCUAACUGCUCUACCCCUCAAAUCCCCCAAAUGUCAUCAUUGCCCAAGGUCAAAUAUGCCUCCUUUACAUCAGAUUGCUUGGCCUGUAACACUCCAACAGAUUCCCCUACUACUUCUUCCAUCUCUGCUUCUACCGUGGCUCCUACAACUUCUUCCAGCGUUCCCAUGAAACGCACCUUUGCCUCCAUGGCCAAGCGGGUGAUAAUACAGGAAAGACUUAGGAAAGCUGAGGAGGAUCCCAAUGAUGAAGAGAAUGAUGAAGAACCAGAGGAAGAUUUGUCCUUGGAGCAAAUAGAGGAGAAGGCCAAAGCUGGUGAUGCCAGAGCCCAGACCCGGCUGGGUCAGCACUACUUGAUUCUUGCUGAAGAGAAGGACACAGAGCUAAAUAAUCGUCUGGCUGUUAACUGGCUGAUUAAAGCAGCUAAACAGGGAAGAAAAAGUGCAGCGAGAGCACUGCAGCGCUGUUGGAUGCAGAAAAAAGGAAUCACCCCAGAGAAUGAGGCCGACAUGCGCAAGUUGUCGACAGAGAGUAAGUUUGAGCUGGCAGUUCGUAAAGCAGCCAUGAUGAUGUACUGGAAACUCAACCCAGAGAGGAAGAAGAAGGUGGCUGUGUCUGAGAUGCUGGAAAAUGUCAACCAGGUCAAUGCAAUGCCAGGGAGCACUGCAAGCACGAUUCCUGGCCCAACCUCAGGCCAGACCCAGAAAGUAUUAGAGAGCAUGGUCAGCAAUGAGUCCACACAGUUAGUGGACCUGGAUGACUUUGUUGAGAUGACUAAAAAGUAUGCACAAGGUAUUGUCCCCUCUUCGCCCCAUACUGGCAGCCAGGUCACAGUCAAGACUAAAAGCUCUACCGCUGACAACAGAAGUGGGGAGGCUGAGCUGGUCCCAUCAGGAUACAAGAAGACAUUUAAACGUUCUUGGAGCUUUGGCCGAAGGGGGAUGAUGCUGGACACUAGACAGAAUGGGGCCAUAAAAAAAGCCAUGGACAUGAAAUCACGCUUAAUGAUCCUGCAGUACCCGCUGCACGGUAUUGUUGAGAUGAAAGAGCACCUGGUGGACUGGGCAUCAAGGGCCGGUGUUCAGUGGCUGAGCACAGUCAUCCCCACGCAACACGUCAACGCUCUUAUUUUCUUUUUCAUCAUCAGCAACCUGACCAUUGACUUGUUUGCUUUCGUCAUCCCCUUGCUUGUCUUCUACCUCUCCUUCAUCUCCAUGAUCAUCUGCACACUGCGUGUUCUCCAGAGCAGCAAGACUUGGGAGAACUUCAGAGCCCUGACAUCUCUGCUGAUACAUAUAGAACCUGACCUGGAUGUGGAGCAGGCAGAGACCAACUUUGGCUGGAACAACCUAGAACCGUAUCUCUAUUUUAUCCUGUCUGUUUUCUUUGUCAUUUUCUCCUUUCCUGUAGCUGACAAGAACUGGAUCCCCUGUUCUGAGCUCUCCACUGUGGCCAUCUUCUUUACUGCUGUCAGCUACAAGAGCCUCAGCCCCAUCGCUGCAACAUAUGCACGCCGAGCAAUGGUCAUAGAGGUCACAUCAUCUCUGUGUUGCCUGACCCAGUUGCUGCCAGAGAACAUGACAGUGAUUCGUUUCCUGGGGCACACCUUUGCCACACUGCCACUGGGGGAGUCAAUGGUGCUGAAACUCAGUCUGCCCUGUCUGCUUUAUGUUUAUCUGUUCUAUCUGUUCUUCAGCAUGGCCAGGGUGCGUGGUUUCAGAGGGACUUACUGCUUUCUGGUUCCAUACCUUGUGUGCUUCAUGUGGUGUGAGUUCUCUGUGGUGCUCCUGCAGAGUUCCUCUGCUGUGGGUCUAAUGCGCACCUGUGUGGCCUACUUUCUCUUCCUGUUUGCCCUGCCUGUUCUGGCUUUUGGCCUUGCCGCCAUGCUCAUGAUCCAGCUCUUUAAGUGGUUCCUCGAGCUGGAACUGACAAAGGUGAUUGUGACCCUGGUAGUUUGUGCGAUCCCCGUCACCCUGCGGCUGUGGACGCGGUUCAGCAUGUCUAUUCUGGAUGUCUUCCGCUCACUGACCCACCGCGGCCCAGUCAAACUCAUCUUACUCUGCAUCUCCAUGGUGAUCCUAUUCUUCUCUAUCUAUGUGUACCAUGCAGAAGGACAGAAAGUGUACAAUUCCACCCUGACUUGGAGACAGUAUAGCCAGGCGUGCGGGCCCCCUGCCUGGGAAACUAAAGGCAUGGCCCAGACACAGCUCUUCUGCAGCCACCUGCAUGGACACAGAAUCACCUGGGCUGGGCGUUUCAAGCAUGUCCGUGUGGCCGAAACAGAAAACGGGGCACAGUCGGUCAUUAACAUGUUGCCGGUUUUCAUGGGAGACUGGCUGCGCUGCCUGUAUGGAGAGACGUAUCCCAAAUGUGAGCCAAAGAAUACUACAGUCGCAAACCAAACAGCUGCCAAUUUGGCAGCUGGUUCUGCAUCGGCAACCCUUUCACUGCCCAUACUUCUCCAAAUGCAAGAAGAGGAAGAGUUGUGUCAGAUCAAGGCUCUGGCCAAAAACACCUGCCAUAUCAAACGCUUUGACAGCCACUUCUUUGAGGUGACAGUAGGGAUGUUACGGGAUGGAGGUGUAGAGGACCCAGCCUGGGAUAUAGUCCUAAUUGCCAGCCAUGAGUUCAAGCAAGUUCUGCUUAACCUUAAUCCCGGUGAUAUGGUGGAGUUUAGCACCAAGCUGGAGGGCCGCCUAGGAGCCAGGGCUCCAGCCUUCGAGUUAAAGGCGAUCCACUGUCUGGACUGUGUUUCGUCACAGCUGACUGGAGGCAGGCAGGUGAAGAUAGAGAGAGACUGGAGACGCACUACAAUGAGAGCCCUGAAGUUUGCAUUCGAUUUUUUCUUUUCUCCCUUCCUGUCAGCAAAAAUCACCACCUGAGAAGAAAGACAGUGAAGCUGAAGUAAUAAUGACUCACUUUAAUCUCUUCAGGAAGCCAUGCUGUCUUUAUCUUGUGAUGUGAUAACGUUACUAAUGUAACUUAUGAUGUUGUUUACAAUUUGAUUUAACAUGGAUCUACAUCUCAUGUUUAUGUAGUGAAAUUGUAUUUAUAUUUAGGUUAUAGCAUUGAAAUUAUUUCAUAUUUUAAGUACUUCCUGUCAGUUACAAAGAUUUGUAAAAUGUACCUCUAAAGCAGUCCAAGAAUGGUCAGAUACCAACUUUGGCUUGAGACUUAUUGUACCAAUCACUUUGAGUUUUACUAAUUUUUACUAAAGCCAAGAGACGAAAAAAUAUUCACUUAAUUGUGUCCAGGGUACCGAAGCUCUGAGAGGCAAAGCAGUAAGAAAAACAAUUAUGAUGAUCCAUUUUGUCUGAUAAAUCUUUUUCUUUCCUGUGUUUAUGACUUAAGAACAGGUGAAAAAAAAAGGUUUUGCCAGGACAAUCCUUCCUAUUUUUUCAUCUCUGAAACAGGUGGGAAAACAUGUUUUGCCAGUGUUUGUUGUUGUAAUACUCAUUUCGGCCACCGGAGUCUGAAGUGCAGCACUACCCCAUGUUCUAAAUAGGACUAAAAGCAUUCAUGUUUUCUUCCUGGUGAGUUUUAAUUUCUCCAUGAACUCUAAACACAAGGUACAUAUAUUGUUUGUUAGCAAGGUAUGUUACAUUACUGUCAUGUCUUUCUUUUGGCUAGAAAUGUAUUUUAAUUGGCGCUAAAACAUGGGGUAGUGGUGCACCUCAGCUUCUUUUGGCCAAAAUAAUGAUUACAACAACACACUUUUUUCACCUGUUUUGACAGAUGAAAAAAACAUGUAAGAUUAGACUUAGAAAAUGGUUAAACUUAUUUUAAUUGUAUUCUCACUUGCCUCUCAGAGCUUCUGUAACAGGGUUGUGUUUUCAGAAGUUUCAUGUUUGCAUUGUUUUAACUUACUGGACAAAAAGCCUGUAAAUUGAUGGUACCAGAUUAUGUCAGGGAAGCUAAUGUUGGGUGCUGACCACUUUUGAAUGCCUAGACAGUCUUACUUUUGUUACAAAUGAAAUGUUAUCAGAGUGAAAUUUAUCUUAAAUAAGAGGAAUGUUGCUGCUGCUUUUGUACUAAGGAAUGUCUUACUAGUAUGGGAAAUAUGUUUGCAUAUACAGUGAGUGUGUACCUUUUUGUGUGUAGUGCAUGAUAAAAUGUAGGUUUACCUAUUUAUUUGGAGGUUGUGUGGCAAUAUAUAUGUUUGGCUCUGUUAGCCAAGAAUGAUCUUGCUUUCUGAUCUUAAAGCAUUCUGGUCUUAAUCUUAUAUUUAUUUAUUGAUCAGAUGUCCCUGUGCCUUGAGCUGCAAUGCACAUAAAAUGUCAUUUGAAAAGCCAAUUAAGACAUUGAUAAGUUUUCUUUCUUUUCUUUUUUUUCUUUUUUUUGCAGUGAGGCUGUUCAUUGUAAGCCCACAAACCUGUCAAAGUAUGCAGCUGUAGUCAUAGUUUCAUGGUUCGCAUUAUACUCAGACACCAGAAUGCCACAGCAAAGAUGACAUGGCCAAUGAUGCAGCAACUGAUUUUAAGUAACCGGUAGGGAUGACUUCUAAAUAUGCUGAUUUUAUUUUUUAUAAACACCACUAGUCUCCACAGUCUACAAUGAGUCUUCCUCUGGUAUAUCUGACUCUAGACAUGCCAACAAAAGAUUGAACAGUGUUCAUUCCGUAGAAAUAGAGUGCCAGUAGUGUGAAUUUUGAUGUAUAUAUAUAUAUAUAUAUAUAUAUAUAUAUAUAUAUAUGGUUUGUUUUGCUUCAGUGCUUUUACAUUGCCCUGAUGUCAUGAUAAUUUAGUCACAUUUAUAAGACAAAAUAAAUGUCAUAGUUUUUAACUUUGCUUUUUGUUACUGUAAGGGUAAACUGAUGUUUUAAGUGUUUAUUUAUGGGUUGAGAAGAGUCUCCUACUUCUUAAGCAAAAUACAGAAUUUCAAAAGGAAUUUAGAAAAAUGCUGUUGCAAAGCUGAAAAUGGGGCUGUUCUUCAUUGAGAUGCAUGGAUUUUACAGGGCAGUGAUGUUUUGUUAAACUGCAUUAGAAGCACUUAGAUGAUCAGCAUAUGAUACUUGCAGUGCAUAAAAAGCCAUGUGAACAUAUUAAACUGUAACCUCUACAUUACUUACCUGUGAAUGACUAACUGAUGUUGAACCUGUUUACUGUGACUCUGAGUGCCUUCUUUAUUUAGUGAUGGAGUUUAUGGGAGCAUACAAUUAAAGUACUUGUCUUUCAAACAAAA
Messenger RNA from Perca fluviatilis (European perch), 5650 nucleotides. RefSeq names its product Wolfram syndrome 1a (wolframin) (gene wfs1a). Lineage: Eukaryota; Metazoa; Chordata; Actinopteri; Perciformes; Percidae. The coding region runs from base 136 to 3351 and encodes 1071 amino acids. Gene Ontology annotation, biological process: calcium ion homeostasis; endoplasmic reticulum unfolded protein response. Gene Ontology annotation, molecular function: protein binding. The record is from RefSeq and is a predicted model, not a curated record. The transcript has 12 exons. Gene Ontology annotation, cellular component: endoplasmic reticulum membrane; endoplasmic reticulum.